Dioszegia hungarica is the source of this 2379-nucleotide messenger RNA. Its product is annotated as putative translation elongation factor. The transcript has 7 exons. Gene Ontology annotation, molecular function: GTPase activity; translation release factor activity; GTP binding. Gene Ontology annotation, cellular component: translation release factor complex. Lineage: Eukaryota; Fungi; Basidiomycota; Tremellomycetes; Tremellales; Bulleribasidiaceae. Bases 1 to 2379 code for a protein of 792 amino acids. The record is from RefSeq and is a predicted model, not a curated record. Gene Ontology annotation, biological process: nuclear-transcribed mRNA catabolic process, deadenylation-dependent decay; translation; translational termination.
AUGUCCGGUCAAGGACAAGGACAAGGGGGUUUCAACCCAGGCGCAUACGUCUUCAGACCAGGAGGACAGCAGCCAUUCGUUCCCCGGCAACAACAAGAGCAGGGGCAGGGCCAACCCGGAGCACCCGGUCAACAGGCAUACGAUCCAUACUCGGCGUACGGGCAGCAAGCGCCCUACGGCGGCGCGCAGGGCGGGUAUGGCGGGUACGGCGGGUAUCCGCAGCAGCAGGGGUAUGGCCAGCAGUACCCCCAGCAGGGAUACGGUCAGGCCCCGCCACCCCAGCAGUACGCCUACCAGUCUGGCGGAGCGCAGCAGUACGCUCCCCCACCACCCCAGCAACGGGCGUAUCAGCCGUCAGCGCGGCAGGUGCAGGGAUUCCAGCCGCCAAACUUCUCGAGCGGGAGUGCGGCGCCAGGGUCGGGAGUAGGAGCGGGGGAGGCGGGCAAGCCGGUCUCGUUGUCGAUUGGUGGAGCGAAGGCUGCGCCGAGCUUCAGUAUAGGCGGAGGAGCUGCGAAGGCUGCGCCGAGUCUCAGUAUCGGGGGAGGAGCGCCAAAAGCUGCUCCGAGCUUGAGCAUCGGGGGUGGGGCAGCCAAGGCGGCGCCUAGCCUUAGCAUUGGAGGGGCGGCCAAGGCGGCCCCAAGCUUGAGUAUUGGGGGAGCCAAGAAGGAGGAGAAGAAGGCGGCACCUGUCGAGGCCAAGAAGGAGGUCAAGGAGACAAAGGAGGAUGAUUGGGAUACCGACGCUGCAACGACCUCGAAAGAUGCGACUCCGGCUUCUACCAAACCCUCCACCCCUGCCCCAUCCGCACCCGCCGCUGCCGCCGCCGCACCUAGCACCGACGCCGCCGUCAAGGUCGUCGCUGAGGCGCCCAAAUCCACCACCGCAUCCUCGGCUGCCGAAUCCACACCCGCCCCUUCCUCAUCCACCAACUUUUCCAAAAUAUCCGCCAAGAACGACGCGGACGCCAUCUACAAAGAACAGGCCGCGGCUGGCUCAGACGCCAUGCGCGACUUGUACGGCGAGGACACCAAGGAUCCCAACCUAAAGUCCCAUCUCAACAUCAUCUUUACGGGGCAUGUCGAUGCUGGAAAGUCCACGAUGGGCGGGCAAUUGCUUUUCUUGACGGGCGCAGUGGAUAAGCGGACGAUGGAGAAGUACGAGCAGGAGGCCAAGGCAGCAGGAAGGGAGACGUGGUACCUGUCCUGGGCGCUGGAUAGUGGAAAGGAGGAGAGAGCAAAGGGCAAGACGGUCGAGGUGGGACGUGCAUACUUUGAGACGGAGAACAGGCGGUAUACGAUCUUGGAUGCGCCAGGGCACAAGACGUAUGUGCCGAGUAUGAUUUCGGGGGCUGCCCAGGCGGAUGUGGCGUUCUUGGUGCUUUCCGCGCGAAAGGGAGAAUUCGAGACUGGUUUCGAGCGCGAGGGUCAGACCAGAGAGCACGCCGUUCUUAUCAAGAACAACGGUAUCAACAAGCUCGUCCUGCUUGUCAACAAGAUGGACGACCCUACCGUUGCCUGGGACCAGGGCAGAUACGACGAGAUCAAGUCCAAGAUCACUCCUUUCCUCAAAUCUAUCGGAUUCAACCCCAAGACGGACCUCACCUUCAUCCCCGUCUCUGCACAGGUCGGGGAGAACAUGAAGGAUCGCGUGGAUAAGAAGAUCGCGCCGUGGUAUGACGGCCCCGCGCUCCUCGAAUACCUCGACAACAUGCAAAUCAUGGACCGAAACCUCAACGCCCCCUUCAUGCUCCCCGUCUCGGAAAAGUACAACGAGAUGGGAACGACCGUCAUGGGCAAGAUCGAGUCUGGGCGCGUCAAGAAGGGCGACACUCUCCUCGUCAUGCCGAACCGCGCGUCCGUCGAAGUCGCGUCGAUCCUCACGGAGCAGCAGGAAGAGCUGGAGCAGGCCUUUUGCGGUGAUAAUAUUCGGCUCAGGCUGAGGGGGGUCUCGGACGAGGAUAUCUCGCCAGGGUUUGUGUUGACCUCGGUCAAGGCGCCGGUCAAGGCGGUGAUGGCGUUCAAGGCGGAUUUGAGCAUUAUUGAGACCAAGAAUAUCAUUUGUGGGGGGUACUCGGCGGUGUUGCAUGUGCAUACCCUGGCGGAGGAGGUCACAAUUACGUCUUUGCUGGCUUACUACGACAAGAAGACCAAGAGAAAGUCCAAGCGUCCGCCCCAAUUCGCCAAAGUCGGUAUGCUCGUCUCGGCACUUAUCGAAGUCAGCGCCCCAAUCUGUAUCGAACGGUGGGAGGACUACAAGAUGCUGGGGCGAUUCACGCUCCGUGAUGAGGGUAAAACCGUCGCUAUUGGCAAAGUGACCAAGUUGAUUGAGCGGUCAGAGGACAUGCCCGAUGUGUCCAAGCUGUCGGUGGCGGCUGCGUAA